Ailuropoda melanoleuca (giant panda) is the source of this 6461-nucleotide messenger RNA. RefSeq names its product F-box protein 31 (gene FBXO31). Gene Ontology annotation, cellular component: SCF ubiquitin ligase complex. Gene Ontology annotation, molecular function: protein binding. Bases 3 to 2363 code for a protein of 786 amino acids. Gene Ontology annotation, biological process: SCF-dependent proteasomal ubiquitin-dependent protein catabolic process. NCBI's taxonomy places the organism in Eukaryota, Metazoa, Chordata, Mammalia, Carnivora, Ursidae. The transcript has 11 exons. The record is from RefSeq and is a predicted model, not a curated record.
UUAUGCGGUCCUGGGCGCCAUCCUGGGGUAGUCCUUGGAACCGUGGUGGUAGCGUUCUUCGGGCAUCCUCCGGAGGGGUGCUGGGGAUUCGGGGAAGAGCCUCUGGGGGAAGGCUCCUUGGGGCUGUUCUGGGAGGGAACCUCCAGGGGGUCCUCGGGGGCAUUCUGGGGAGUUCUGGGGGGACCUGUGGGAUCCUCGGGCCGUCCUGGGGGGAUCCUCGGAGGGGGUCUAAGACCCCUUGGGGUCUUAAGGGGGAAGAACUUCCGGUGGGAUCCUCCGGCCGUCCUGGCGGGGGCUCUCGGGGGACAACCUCCAGGGCUCCUCGGGCGGUCCUCGCAGCGGCGGCCACACCGGCCGGCGUCCCACGGCCGCGAACCUGGUUAGCGCAAUGGGGAGGGUAUCAGUCCAUACUCUGGAGGUGGAGCGCUGUGCCCUCACGCACGUCCUCAUUUGGCAAAAAGCUGCCGUCGUGCGACUUUAGCAGCAUUCUUUUUCCGUGCUCCGUCCAGGCGCGGACCCCGGGCCUGAGACCCGAAGGCGUCAGUCAGGUGGUGGCUGGGCCGCGGGGCGCAGGUCAGCUCACCCCGCUGCGAGCCAGUGGUCCAGUUCCUUCGUGGUGGUGGGCGGGGCGAGCGGCGCGGGGGCGUGGCCCGAGGCUCCUGGGCNCGGGCGCGGCGGCGCUGUCCGGGGCGCUGGGCGGCCGGGGCGCGGGCCCCCAGCCGCCCCCGCGCUGCUCGCUGCUGGAGCUGCCGCCGGAGCUGUUGGUGGAGAUCUUCGCCUCGCUGCCCGGCACCGACCUGCCCAGCCUGGCCCAGGUCUGCACCAAGUUCCGGCGCAUCCUGCACACCGACACCAUCUGGAGGCGGCGCUGCCGGGAGGAGUAUGGCGUUUGUGAGAACCUGCGGAAGCUGGACAUCACGGGCGUGUCUUGUAGAGACGUCUAUGCCAAGCGUAUAAACCCUCGUGUGAAGUCGGGACGUUUCAUGAAAAUUCUUCCCGAUUACGAGCACAUGGAGUACAGAGAUGUUUACACCUGCCUGCUCCAUCGGUACAGACACAUUCUGGGACUGUGGCAGCCAGACAUCGGGCCCUACGGGGGACUGCUGAACGUGGUGGCACCUCUUCGCACAGACAGACCGCGAGGACAGGCCCCAGGAGCACUGCCCUCUGCCUUCCAAGUAUCAGGCUCACUGAAGGCCAGAAGCACUGACGAGCUGAGAGCCAUGGUCCUGGUGGACGGCUUGUUCAUCAUUGGCUGGAUGUACUUGCCUCCCCACGACCCUCAUGUGGACGACCCGAUGCGAUUCAAGCCCCUGUUCAGAGUCCACCUGAUGGAGAGAAAGUCUGCCACGGUGGAGUGCAUGUACGGCCACAGAGGGCCCCACAACGGCCACAUCCAGAUUGUGAAGAAGGACGAGUUCUCCACCAAGUGCAACCAGACGGACCACCACAGGAUGUCUGGCGGGAGGCAAGAGGAAUUCCGAACGUGGCUGAGGGAAGAAUGGGGGCGGACGCUGGAGGACAUUUUCCACGAGCACAUGCAGGAGCUCAUCCUGAUGAAGUUUAUCUACACCAGUCAGUACGACAACUGCCUGACCUACCGCCGCAUCUACCUCCCGCCCGGCCGCCCGGACGACCUCAUCAGGCCCGGCCUCUUCAAAGGCACUUACGGCAGCCAUGGCCUGGAGAUCGUCAUGCUCAGCUUCCAUGGGACGCGUGCCAGGGGCACCAAGAUCACAGGUGACCCCAACAUCCCCGCCGGGCAGCAGACGGUGGAGAUUGACCUCAUGCGCCGCAUCCAGCUGCCCGAUGUGGAGAGCCUCCGCAACUUCAAUGAGCUGUCCCGCAUCGUCCUGGAAGUUCGGGAGCAGCUGCGCCAGGAGCAGCAGCAGCAGGAGGACGGGCUCGGGGGCGGCGAGGGCGGCGGCCAGCAGAGCCCCCGGGAGCCCCAGCGGGGCCCUGCCCAGCCCAGUGUGGAGCUGCCUCCUGAGAAGGUCGGGCAGCCUGGCGAUGGAGAGGCCGCAGCUGCGGCCGCCCCUGCACCUGAGCAGCCCGCCCAGUCCGGGCAGGGACAGCCGUUCGUGUUGCCCGUGGGCGUGAGCUCGAGGAACGAGGACUACCCCCGCACCUGCAGGAUGUGUUUCUAUGGGACAGGCCUCAUUGCCGGCCACGGCUUCACCAGCCCUGAGCGUACCCCUGGGGUCUUCAUCCUGUUCGACGAGGACCGGUUUGGGUUCAUCUGGCUGGAGCUGAAAUCCUUCAGCCUGUACAGCAGGGUGCAGGCCACCUUCCGGAACGCAGAGGCGCCGUCCCCACAGGCCUUCGAGGAGAUGCUCAAGAACAUCCAGUCCCUGACCUCCUGAUGGGCCACUUCCCUGCGGGGCAGCUCCCAGGGCCCCGGGUCCUGCACCUGGGAGAGGAAGCAGCAUGCACUCUGGAGAUUUGGCCUCCGACCAGAGCACCCACCUUGGAGGGGUCUCGGCCCAGCCACCCUGAGACUCUUUGUAUGGAGUGUGCAACAUUUGCGUGUGUCCUCAUCAGGAGCUCAUAGGAAGCAUGUCUUACGAAAAGAAACAAAGAGAAAGAACCAGGACAGGACUGAUUGAGAGGGCUGGCUGCAGAGUUUUGUGAACAACUCAAGUGGAGAAAUUGGGUUUGUCCUUGGCCUGCUGGCAGUUUUCAAGGGACAGGCCAAGCUACCCUGGGGGCUGAUAAGGAGGAUUGUGGGGGGGACGUGCCAGCCCCUCUGCAGGAGGCGAGCGAAAGCAGCUACAGGCUGGCAAGGGCCUGGGUGAGGGCGGCCUGGGUGUGGGGCAGUAUACGCACAAAGGGAGCUCCGGUGGGGGAGGGGUGUCGGGGAUGCUGGGCCAGGACCCUGGACUGAAUUCCCUUUUCUCUACUAACCUGCUUGGAUUUUGGACAAAAGCAUUUCACCUCUGACAUGUUUGAGCGUCAGUGCAGUGAGGUCAGUGAUGGGGGCCGGUAGGGAACGGCAGCUUGGAGGUCCUGGCCUCUCUCCACUUUUGAGUCAAGACCUUUGCUGCAGCCAGUUCCAGACAGGGCUUUUGUUUGCACACCCCCCACCCACCUCCUGCCCAUGCUCUGGUGUCAGAACCCCUAGUUGAACCACUUGUCCCAGAACCUGCCCCAGAAUUCGGCAGGGCCACAUCUUCUGAAGCAACCCUGCAUUUUCCCAUUUGCACAGCAUAUACAGGUGCUGUUCUUGGAAGGGUGUAAGCAGCAGAGUGGUUGCACAGAUGACUUUGGAACCCCUCUGCGGGGAACAGGGCAGCUUUCUAGAAGUCACCCCCCACGUAUGGAAUGCACUUUGGUGACCAGGGCCUCUUGGGGCCCUCCAGGGUGGAGACCCUAAGCACGGACCCUUCUGAGGGUGCUGUGCCUGUGUCCCACUGACACCUGCAUUUGGGGACCCACUGUAAGGUCUCUGCUGAUCUUAGUGUCUCCUGAACAACAGAGUCCUAAAUGCACGUAGACCCCCAAGAAUUAGUUGCAGCUCCGCCUCCAGCCUGUAGAGAGCUACCGCAAUGCUCACCUUCCAUGGGGGGCGGCUUCACUGGGGAGGCAGCCGACCUUGUCUCCCUCUCUGUUGCUCAUCCUUGCUGGGUGGACUGUGCUGAGCCCUCAUGCCGGGAGCAAGGGACCCCAGGGAAGGGGGCAGCUUUGUGGUGCCUUCAUAUAGAGACCAACCUGAGAUGUCCCAUGAAACAUGUUUUCCUGACAAAUUUCUCCCUGACUGGCCUUUUUUUAAAAAAUAAAAAAUCCCUAUUGCUCUAGCUUCAGUACCUUGGCAACUUUGAACUUCCUUUGCUUCCCAGAAUCGUAGAAUUGGUAGCUCUGGGGCAUGGUUCCCCAAAGGUAGACCUUCUAGGAGGUUCUUCCCAGACUCCUGACUCGGGAAGGAGGCAAGCCGAGAAGGUGGGGUUCUCUCUGGCCGGCUGUUGGAGACACCGUGGCUCACCUCCCACAUCCUUCUAGCAGGACCUGAGACGUGGUCCUAGUUUUUGUGUCUUCUGCAGGACGGAGCCUCCAAGUGCUGUCACGCCUGCCCCCCUCGUGGCUGUUACUCUGUGUCCCGUGCCAGGCACGGCUGCUCGUGCAUGGUGGUAGCCGCGGCCAUGAAGCCUCAGGGAGAACAGGUGCAGGCCAGCGGGGUGCACGGGUGCCAUGCUCCAUGUUUCACCUGAGCCUGAGGCUUUCUCGAAGGCGCUCUGCCCGAGACCUCCCCUUGUCUGUAAAGCCCACUCAGAUUGAAGGUGAGCCUUUCUGAUGGAAAACCAGCCUUGAACCACACAGUGGCACCUGCCUGUGGAGUGUGGGCCUCUUCAUGGUUUCCGCUAGCAGUGGCUGUUAGCUGCCUUCACGUGGGUCCCUGUCUCUGGUUUCCGGCAGGGCCGUGUGGGGCCGACCAGUGUGGCAGCAGCCUGGGCGAGGGCUUGUCACCUGUACAGCCGGGCAUCCAGCGUACGUCUUGUUUCCCACGUGGUGGAACAGUGACCAGUUCUGGUUUCUGGUUCGGUAGGCGAGUGUGCAGAACCUGUGCAAACCAGCCCCAGCGCCCGUGCCUGAGGGCACAGCGGGCAAGCAGCCCAUCUGGGCAGCUUCCAGCCGGCAGUUCAGUGCAGGUGGGGAUUCAGGAAGGCUGAAGUCAUGGUUGGAAGCCUGAAGGCAGCUGGGAGUUUGAUAACGCAGGUCCCCACAAGGAGCCCGAAUGACCCAAGUUAGGGACUGUCUGUGCCCGUGUGGUGCUUGAUUCGGGGAAGGUGGCGGUGGACUGGGUGGGUCUGGACAUCUUCCCUGGUUGGCAGCACCUUACUUGCCCCUGUGCUGCUGUGAGGUGAGUGGAGGAGAGGAGCUUGAGGGCGCGUCUGCAUACCUGGGCAUGUGCUGCUGUUCUACUUGACGGGAAGUGACGCGUUCGGAGAUUUCAGUUGUGAAUCCUCGGAGAUUCUUACGUAUUGGCCCUGAAUGUUCACUGCAGGAGGCUUUUGUAAAUGACCUUACUUUUUGGUUAUGUGACUCAGGGUUGGUGGUCUGUCUGGUUUUGUCGGCCCACCCAGCUCAGACCUGCAGUGUCUGCUGGGUGGGAGCAGGUUUGGAGGCUUCCUGGUGGUGGGAGUUCCAGAAUCCUUCCUCCCACAAUCCAGGCUGGGCCUCCCUUCCUGGCCUCACCCCUCGGUCCCUCCGUCCGGGCUGGUGCUGAGGGCUGCAGCCUCCCGCCCCUCCCUCCCUCCCCUCCUGCUGCAUCCCAAGCAGCUUAGGCUGGGCGUCUGUACCCCUGGCGUUCCUCUUGGCUGAGGCGGAGGAUGGGAGUGCUCCCAGCUCAGGCUAGCUUCAGGAGCAGGCUGGCCUCCGUUCCCCACUUCCCGCAGAGCAAGCUCCGAGCGAGUCGGCCCAUUGGACGUUCUCCUUCCGAGAACUUGGGGUUUCCUGCUGUGGCCGCUCCCUUAGCAGCUCAUCCUCCGUGCCCCAGCAGCUGCAGCGGUUCAGGGCUGGUGUCAGUUUGCGGGGGGCCCGUGUGUUCUCACACUGCUGUAGUACUCACCAGCAGUGACGGAGGGGAGCCUGCUCCAUCCCUUGAGUUGGCAAACCCGGUCGCGGGAAUAUCGGAAUUUCUGAGCUCCUCGUGCCCACGGAGUCCGGUAUGUUGAAGACGAGCUCCCCGUGUAGACCCGGUGCUUUGGGGAAGCUGCCCUGUUCUGUCAGAAGCCCUCAUUCUGUCUCUGUCUUUGUGCUCUAACUUUUAGGAAUGCUUGCGGGAGUGUCUCAGACAGCCCUCCCUGGCUGGCGGCUCGCGUACCCCAGUCCUUGGCCAAUCCCAGAGGUAACUUACAUAGGCUGACCUCCCUGUUCUUAACUUUUGGGAGGUCUGGGACGUCAUCUGACUAUACGUUCUCAGAAGUGUUGCGAGAGUAGGAUAAGCCAGGGCGCGGUCAACCUGCAGCCGCGAGCGGGAACAAGACGGUGCCAAAUUGCCGAGUGCUCUCUGCCAUUUACGGCUCGGCGGCCUGCAGGCCAGCCUUCGGGAGGCGUGGGUGACCGGCGGCGACCCUGAGGUUUGGAAGACAUCCCCUAUUCAGGUCCUUUCUGUGCUCACAGGGAGACCCGCCAAAACAUAGGAAGGGGUCAGAACCUUUGCUUUUUCAGCCUAUUUUACUUUUGGUUGUUAUUUGAGAUCAUGUAGCCUACUUGGAGAAGAAACACAUUUCUGCCGCUCGAUCUUGAAAUCUUGAAAUCCCACGCCCUGACAGCCGGCAGGUCAGGUUGGGGGAGUUGCUGUCCAUCUCGGGCGUCGGCUCUGGCGCAGGGUGGCUGGAACAGGGACGGCGCACCCACAGCAGGGCCAGGACCCGAGGAAGCCACCACUCUGAGCCGCGCCGUGUUGUCACUGGGAUGGGACCACUGUGUGGGGCUGUUUCUCCAUAAAUCAGUUUUGGAAACCU